This is a messenger RNA of Cladophialophora yegresii CBS 114405, 1452 nucleotides long. RefSeq lists its product as uncharacterized. The record is from RefSeq and is a predicted model, not a curated record. The coding region runs from base 1 to 1452 and encodes 483 amino acids. NCBI's taxonomy places the organism in Eukaryota, Fungi, Ascomycota, Eurotiomycetes, Chaetothyriales, Herpotrichiellaceae. The transcript has 2 exons. Gene Ontology annotation, molecular function: protein binding.
AUGGAGAACCUUCCACUUCCCCUUUCGCCUCUGUCUUCCGUCCUUACUCCAAGAAGCGAUAUCAGGCCAAUCAUCGACAGAUAUUUGACCGAUCAUCCCCUUUCUGACAUCAAUCCAACCGAUCCCGUUGUCACAAGUCUCAACGAGGUGCUCCGCCAUGGAGGAAGCCUCGACGAAGGCGAUUGGACGGCGAGGUCACUAUGGCUAACUUCGAUAUCGCUCCCGGAGCUUGGCGCCUUCGACGGACACAAGGCCUACCUUUUGGCUGGUGGAACAUAUCAAGGGCCGUUGACGGAGGACCUGAAGGAAACCCUCGACGACGCCAAGGCUGAAGCCAUCUUCGCCAUCUCCCGCGCCCUUUUGCACGCCGGCUGCUAUGCUGAGGCCUACCUGAUGAUCUCCCUGAGAACUCAUUCCUUCGUGUUGGACAAUGAUCAGGAGCACAAGCUGAUCGAUCUGAAGCUAGCCGCAUCGGAUGCCUUCCAGCAAACCAUCAAGCAGCAUACAGAACAGGAUGCGCAAGUGACCGAUCCGGACAUACGCCAACGCCUCGCGCCUCACGAUGAGUUGCCUAACUUCAUGCUUGUGCCCGUCAUUCGCGAUGGCAGAGUUCGUGUCACCAAGUAUCCUAUGAUACCAGAGGAGCUCUACGGUCUUCAAGCAUCUGUAUUUGAGAAACACAACUUCAAUCUCAUGAUUGAGUGCAAAGUCCCUGCGACCUGUAUCAUUCAGAAGAAGACCGUCCCUUCCAAUGAAGGCAGCUCGACCGAAGAACCUGGCUCCAGAGCACGCUAUGGCAUCCAUGUCAACAGAAACAUCCGACGAGGCGUAAUUCUCUUCAGCGAAAGCACCAGACUCUUCUCGCACACGCAUCCAUAUGAUCUGACACCAGGGCCAUGCAAGAACUGCCUUCUGGAUGUCCCCGAGAACCGCCAGGCAGACGGCGCGUUCGAGUACACGACGGCAUUCUGCAGCAACCGCUGUGCAAGGGAGUUUGCACGGUCUGUCCACGUCCCGGAGGCGCUCUUUCGUCACGUUCUCGAAGACACCGUCCAAUGGGUCAACCAGAAACCGGGCCGGCACCCGCUGAGUGCACCUGACAUAGCUAAUCUCGAUGCGGACUACGGUGGUGCGAUGUACGUCUCCUACGAUCGACACAUCGCCGCUGCCAUUGACGUGCUCGAGCGCCAAGGUGUCAACGUUUUCUCUGGCGGUCCCUGGGAUGGUUGUGUGGUGAUGGACAUCCUGGCGCGUGUCCAGAACAGUUCACGAGCCUUUGUUGAGGAUGAAGAGAACUCUUUCGUUGCGCUAACCCGCUUCUUCUCACUUAUCAACUAUGGGGAGGCGAACGUCGCAUUCACCUGGAAAAUACAUGGCAUAACUGCGACGGUGGAAGUCACGGCCAGCCGUGAUCUGAGGAAGGGAGAGGAGUUGUUUGUCGGUCCUGUCUAG